Molecule: messenger RNA, 288 nt
Organism: Suillus fuscotomentosus
Lineage: Eukaryota; Fungi; Basidiomycota; Agaricomycetes; Boletales; Suillaceae
Exons: 3
Coding region: 1-288 (95 amino acids)
Source: RefSeq, a predicted model, not a curated record
AUGGUGUGUUUGAUUGCAACGCUUAUUUACUCGAUAUUGAAGGAUUGGAGCAGCGGGAACCCACCCUCAGGCGCACAAGUCAAAUCAUUCAAUUCCUCCUUCCACAUCAGUGUUUACAACGCUCACCAAGCGACUCUCACACGCAUCUUUAACGGUAGUCGAAAGAAGUACCAUGUACUGAUGGCGCGUCUCUACAAGGCAGUCAGUGCAGUAGAAAGCUCAGAGCCCGCUGGUUCAUUGGACGCCGCUUGUGAUUACCUUGAUCUUGAUGCAAUGGGUGAAGAUUAA